Molecule: messenger RNA, 2448 nt
Organism: Eimeria maxima
Lineage: Eukaryota; Apicomplexa; Conoidasida; Eucoccidiorida; Eimeriidae
Product: TLD domain-containing protein, putative
Exons: 10
Coding region: 1-2448 (815 amino acids)
Source: RefSeq, a predicted model, not a curated record
AUGGGGGAUGCGGCGAGUCGCUUCACCUCAGCUACCCCGGUGAAUCCGCAAAAGUUGACUCCGCGGCAGCUGCAGCAGCUACUGAGCCAUUUUGGUUUAAAUGAGCUCUCUCCGUCGAAGGCGCGUAUAUCUUUGCUCGGUUUCGUCAGAGCAUUCCCUGGAGUGCUGCAAGGGCAUGCAAUGCUGCUGCUGCCGACGCUGAAGGAAAUAGCGCGGCAGCAGCAGACGCACCCGCACGCGCAUGGGCUCUCCUUUGCUAUUCUGAGCAGCAGCAGUUUGGUUCCCGAGACUGGCAGUGUAUCUACAGACAUAGUAGGCAAACGCUGCGGUAAAGCCAGUAAAAAGCAGCGGGAGGCCUUGAAAACGGCAAACAGCAUUGCACUGCAGGAGGUCAUUGACUCCAUCUCCUCUUGCUGUUCCGGCGAGGCCCCAGAAACGGAAAUGCUGCUCACAGAAAGGAUGCUGGGGAGAAUCGCGAGGAGCUUCGAAUCUAGAUCGCUCUUAUCAGAGGAAAACGAACACGUGCGCCAGUCGCUUGAGUCCAUAGGGGGCUUAUGCAUUGACCCACGGGUCGCAAGAAGAGGAUCAAUCAAUCGUAGUGCAAGCGGAAGCGUCAGCAGUGGCAGCAGCCGUCUGAGCCUUACCUACGUCUCUCUCGGUUGCAGCACUCGGGCCUGUGUCGCGCUAAUGCAGAUUCUGCAGUACGGGUAUUUGGAGCUGAUGUACUUGCUAAACCCAAACAGCCUCGUGUUUCAAGACAAGGUGGCGCGUACAACAAGCGGCUUGAGUUGCAACCAAGCACAGGAGGUACAGACGAAAGGCGUAUCAGCUCGCGGCGUGCACGCGUCCUCUGCAUGGGACGCGGCGCCAGCCCUAAGGUUGAUGUUCCCGAAGGAGUUGAACUUCACCUUCGCUAUUCGCGCGAUGGCUGCUGCUUUUGCGGAGGCAGCCGCACCUACUAGCAUCCACGCAGCCACCCCCACUGCGGCAGCAGUUGCUGCUGCAGUUGUAGCAGUCACCCAGAUAUCAGGGCUGCCGGACGGCAACAGCAACAACAGCAACAGCAGCAGCAGCAGCAGCAGCACGGUGAUGCGCAGAGGCGCCAGCAGCACAGAGCUCGCGGCGCAGGCCUCAGGAGCUGUUCUGCAUGCAAGUUCUGGCACAAUAGGCAGCGGCGGCUUGCGCAACGAAGUUUUUGCAGUCCUGUCGUGGAUCAGAGCAGCCUUGCCUGUGCUCCCAGCCCUCUGCACCCUAGGAGUCGCAGCGCAUCUUCUGGGGGACACUGUCUUCGACGGCCAGCCACAACCAGAAAGGAACGAUUCCAGCCUAGCUGAUGUGCAGUACACAGUCUAUGCAACACGGCGUCGACAAGAUAACCGUUCAUCUUUGCGCGACUCAGCGAACGGCAGGGGGCGAGGCGAAGGCGGCGCAGCCAUCGGACAGCCGAGGUCACCUGCAUGGAAGCGGAGCCCCAGUGCAGAAGCAAUUGCGGAGGCGACGAAGGGUUGGCAUGGGCAGGGCACGCUUGACGCACGCAGCAAAUGCUUCACUGACGAGCACGCAUUCGUGCUUCGAAUGGCCUCGAACCUGUUCCAGUUCCCUCCAAAGGCUCCGUGGACCUGUCUUUACGCUUCUUGGAAGCACGGCAAGUCUUCACCAACGGUUGCAGUUGAGAGUUAUUUAAUGUUGAAUUGCACCAGCUUCAGUAGACUCUGUGCAAAUUGCUUCUUCUACUCCGCCCCUAUGGUGGCUGUCGUCAAGACGGAAGAAGGCCAGGUGCUUGGCGCUAUCAUUUCGUGUGAAUUGAAAGAAGGUGGACAUAAUUUCUUCGGCGACGCCAACACGUGCUUGUUCUCGCUGGAGCCGCAGCUUAACAUCCUGAGAACGAGUGGCUUGGGGAGGAACUAUGUUUACCUGAACACGAAAAACAAGUUUCACCCAAUUGGCUUGGGAUUCGGUGGCCAAGUUGGUGCAUUCCGCUUCUGGAUUGGCGACGAGAUGAAGGACUGUUACAUCACCAAGAGCGAUUGCACCUACUCACCUGGGCGGAUGCUGCAGACGAUGAACGAACCCAUUCCGCAGGGUUGUGAAACCCUUGAUGCCGUGGCUGCCUUGGCAACAACGUUAGAAGGGGUGGGCACUGGUACGAGCACGUCGACGUCAUCAAGACCGAAGGCGGAAGCAGCUGCGACUACACCUCCAAGCGUUGAGGAGACGCUCUCCGCCAACUUUCUGUGCCCGCUUCACGUGAAGGAACUUGAGAUCUGGGGCACAGGGGACGCCAGUGUUCUGGAGCAGCAGCGGGCGCUCAUGAGACAGCAAGAUCAGCUGCGUCAAGAACGGCGUCAAGUGGACAAAGGGCGCCUUCUAGACAACAGCUUUGAUAGAGAAUUCCUUCUAGGCGGCACCUUCAACCGCGCCAAGGGACCCGAAGCGCCGGCAGUCUAG